CAGUAUUACUAAUGAAGUCUAACACGAUCGUAUUAGUUUUAGGUCUAUUGAUUAAUAAAACGUGUAGUGUUGAAUAAAUAUAUGUUUAUUAGUGGAUAAUAUAUAUUCUAAUCAAGAUUGAUUUAUUAAAAUGUCUCUUGAAGAGGAAAACGAUUCACUACUCGAGGAAAAAAUGUCUCUUGAAGAGGAAAACGAUUCACUACUCGAGGAAGUAUUUGAGUUACUCGAGGGUCCCGACUGUGACAAUCCGGAAGUGAUUCUGCUGAUUGGAAGAAGUGGGGCUGGGAAAAGCUCUCUUGUUAACACCUUACAUAUGGUUUUAACAGGACGAUUUUACAUGAUAGCUAAACAGGGAAGUGGGCAAGCACAGACGGUGACGCUUGAUUUGUUAAGGUACAACAACUGCGGAGUAAUAUUACAUAGAAUUUCUGACACAAGCACACGAGAAAGGAUGACAAAUCUAUUACCAAGGUUGCCACAUAUUCUUGACUGUGCUGGACUAGCUGACGAAAAUACACCCAAGCUACGCGAGAUAAUAGAGCUUCUGAUUGGAGGUUAUAUUCGGCCUGGGACAAGCAUUGACGCGCUGGAGAAAAAACAAGAGGAAUGCGGCAUUGGACGGUUGAAAGAAGUAUUUAAACCUGACCCAGCCUGGAAAGUUUCAAAGAUUGUCUUCAUGCAAGGGUGUAUUGAUGAUAUACCUAAAAAUUUAAUCCAAUGUUUGAGAGAGGUUUUGAAGAUAUCCAACUCGGCUACGUUAACUAGAAAAUAUCAGUGCGAGGUUUUUGUUCUGAUCACUAAAUACGACCUAGUUAACAAGUCGAGUGACCUGAGUCUUGAUGGGAAUGGUACCGAGAAUUCAAUAAGUGCCGAUCAGUUUGAGAAAGCCGAGACUGAAAUUGCAGAGGCGUUUUGCAACGUUGGCGCAAUUGGGUACAACACACUUCGCUGGGUCAGCUUCACUGAUAAUGUUGGAUUUUCUGAAUCCCAGAUUCGCAACAGAGCACUGAAAUUUUUGAAGAAAAUGAUAGAACCAGGUGUACCAAAAAUGCCAGAGCCAACAUUUUUCGACAGACUUGAAGAAUACGUGUAUCAAACCCUUCACAAGUUACGAAGGGCAAUCAACAGGCAAUUAAGGGAAAGACACUUUAACUGUGUGUCUAUAAUUGGUUGUUUGUUCCUCUCUUUUGUUUUUAUCUAUGUGAUGUACUGUCUGCUUCGAGCGAGUGUAUAGACAAAUGUAAAUACUUAAAGAAGUUUAAUUAAAAAGCAUAUACGUUUUGCCUAUAAAGUAAAGCAAAAGGUUGCUAGUUAACUUGCUUAAAAUAGC
This is a messenger RNA of Mercenaria mercenaria, 1330 nucleotides long. RefSeq lists its product as uncharacterized. The record is from RefSeq and is a predicted model, not a curated record. The transcript has 5 exons. The coding region runs from base 131 to 1234 and encodes 367 amino acids. Lineage: Eukaryota; Metazoa; Mollusca; Bivalvia; Venerida; Veneridae.